This is a messenger RNA of Knipowitschia caucasica, 588 nucleotides long. The record is from the annotation of a GenBank genome assembly. Lineage: Eukaryota; Metazoa; Chordata; Actinopteri; Gobiiformes; Gobiidae.
AUGGUGGGUUGGGGGGGGGAGUGGGGGUGUUUGUUUGGGUAUGGGGGUUGGGAUGUUAAGGGUUAUUUGGGGGGGGGGUUUGGGUUUAGAUUGAGGAGUGGGGAUUUGGAUUUGGAUUGUUGGGUUUGGGGGGUUGUGUGUUGGUUUUUGUUUUUUAUAGGGGGGGGUUGGGGAGAGGUGGGGGUGGGAUUUGGAAGUUGGAGUGGGGUGUGGGUUUGGGUUGGUUGUGGGGGUGAGGGGAGGUUGGGGGGUUUUUUGUGGGAAGGGAUGGGUUAUGAGUUUUUUUUGGUAGGGGGGGGGUUUUUGGUUUGGGGGGGGGGGGGGUUUAUUUUUGGUUUGGAGAUUUUUGGUUGUGUGGGGUGUGUGUUGGGUGUUUGUGGUAUUUGGGGGUUGUGGGGUUUGUUGGGUGGGGUGGGGGGGGGGGGUUGUUGGGGGGGGGUGUUUGGGGGGGGGGGGGGUGUGGUGUUUUGGGUUUGGGUUGGUGGUUGGGGAUUUGUGUUUUAUGUGUUUAUGGUGUGGGUUGUGUUGGGGGGGGUGGGUGGGGGGGUGGGUGGGGGGGGGUUUUGGGGGGGGGUUGUUGGGGGGUGA